GGACUACUCUAUAAGAGGCCAAGGAGAAGACAAACUAGGCCAUCUUGAGCUUCAUCUGUGACUUGCAUGGAGAGAAUGAGUAACCUACAAAACAAGUGUUUUUUUGCUAUUGUGAUACUCUUUUUAGCUGGUGUGACAGAGAUCAAUGGAGAAUACAUAACCUGCACAAGCAAGAAAAGUAGAUGCUUUCUGCGACCAUUAAAGUGUCCUGCAGAAUGCCCAUCAAAAUCUCCAAGUAACCCGAAGGCCAAAGUUUGCUAUGUCAACUGCAAUUCCCCGAUGUGCAAGCCUGAGUGCAGAAACAGGAAGGCGAAUUGCAAUCAUCCCGGAGCAGCAUGCUUGGAUCCUCGCUUCAUUGGUGGAGAUGGAAUUGUCUUUUUCUUCCAUGGCAAGAGCAAUGAGCAUUUCAGCUUAGUUUCAGAUCUUAACCUCCAAAUUAAUGCCCGUUUCAUUGGCUUGAGACCCGCUGGUAGACCCCGAGACUACACAUGGAUUCAAGCUCUUGGAAUCCUCUUUGACAUGCAUGCUUUCUCGGUGGAGGCUGCCAAGGUAGAGUCUUGGGAUGAAGAGGUUGAUCAUCUGAAAUUCUCUUAUAACGGAAAGGAGCUAAGCUUAGAACAAGGCUAUCCAUCUAUAUGGGAAUCUUCUGAAAGCGGCAUUAAAGUAGAAAGAACUUCAAGCAAGAACGGUGCUAUGAUCACACUUCCAGAAGUUGCAGAAAUUUCAGUUAAUGUAGUACCUAUUACCAAAGAAGAUGACAGGAUUCACAACUAUCAGUUACCUUCUGAUGACUGCUUUGCUCACCUGGACGUGCAGUUCAGAUUCUAUGGCCUCUCAACAGAGGUUGAAGGCGUUCUUGGCCAGACUUACCAGCCAGACUUUAAGAAUCCAGCAAAACCAGGCGUUGCAGUGCCUGUAGUGGGAGGUGAAGACAAGUACAGAACUUCAACCCUUUUGUCUUCAAAAUGUAAUUCGUGUAUCUUUGCUCCAGCUGGAGUAAUGAAAGAAUCAGACCCCCUAGUCAUGGAUUUUGGGACUUUAGAUUGUACUGGAGCAUCAAGCAGCGGCCAUGGAAUAGUUUGCCGAAAAUGAGCACCCAAUUGGGAUAUUAUUUCUUUUGUAGUUGUCAGUUGCAGAUAAUAAAAAGUUUUUAGUUCCAGUAAUCUACAGCAAAGCAUGGAUUUCUAGUUCUUAUUUA
Capsicum annuum is the source of this 1198-nucleotide messenger RNA. RefSeq lists its product as uncharacterized. The transcript has 2 exons. The coding region runs from base 67 to 1092 and encodes 341 amino acids. NCBI's taxonomy places the organism in Eukaryota, Viridiplantae, Streptophyta, Magnoliopsida, Solanales, Solanaceae. The record is from RefSeq and is a predicted model, not a curated record.